CAGAAAGACGUGUCUGAGGUUACAUCGAAUAACAGUAUUUUAGAAUUCGUACAAUUUUGUGUCUUUCCUUCGGUAUUUUUAAGAACAGUGUACGUUUUUGUGCGAUUAAUGAAAGUUUGUGUUAUGUGAAUUUGUUUUUGUGUUUGUUGUUUUUAAAUAAAAAAAAUCAAAUGUCGAGUUACGGCAGUACUUCACCAUCGGACGAAGGUUUCGAGAGGUACGAGCCACCAUUCUACUGUCCUCCAUCACAUCAAGGUAGUCCAAUGGACGGUGGCGUGUACUGGCCGGCGAAUAGCGAAGCUCAUGAGUUCGAUGCCCAGGAUAUGUACCAUGACAGUAGCCAUUACAUUAGCAGGAAUUAUGGUUACGAUGAAAUGCAACUAUCAAGCAACGAGCCAUACGAAAUCUAUCACAGUAAUAUGAUACAUCAUAAUUUUACGCAAAAUAAUCCAGGUAUGGACUGUGAAAUGCAAACAUUGCCGCGCUACGAUCGAGCGCCGCCAUCUUUUGUCAGAGUUGUCAAACGGAGAACAACAGCCAAUAAGAAGGAGAGGCGACGAACUCAAAGCAUCAACACUGCUUUCACCGAUUUGAGGGAGUGUAUACCAAACGUACCCCCAGACACAAAACUAUCCAAGAUGGUGCGACCGAGAUCGCAGAGCAUCAAUACAGCGUUCUCUAAGCUUAGAGAUCGCAUCCCAAGCGUCCUACCUGACACAAAGAUGACUAAGAUUAAAACGCUCCGCCUCGCCACCUCUUACAUCUCCUAUCUCCUGAAAGUCCUGGAGACGGACGGAGAGCCAGCGGGUGGGUUUAGAGCUGAGUUACAUCACACCCCCCCGAGGAGGAGAAACGCUGAGCACACGUCACAGAACUCUUCAGAAAAGAAAGGCAAAGGACGCACCGGUUGGCCUCAACACGUCUGGGCGUUAGAAUUAAAAAGCGAACAGAAUUUGCAAACAUAACUCAUAACAAUAUUGAAUUGUAAAUAAAACAUAGUCUAAUUAUAUUAAUUUUAGAAACACUUUAAUUUAAAAAAUG
Vanessa atalanta (red admiral) is the source of this 1041-nucleotide messenger RNA. It is a transcript of the gene Hand, whose product is annotated as heart- and neural crest derivatives-expressed protein 2. Gene Ontology annotation, biological process: developmental process; regulation of transcription by RNA polymerase II. NCBI's taxonomy places the organism in Eukaryota, Metazoa, Arthropoda, Insecta, Lepidoptera, Nymphalidae. The record is from RefSeq and is a predicted model, not a curated record. The coding region runs from base 171 to 965 and encodes 264 amino acids. Gene Ontology annotation, molecular function: DNA-binding transcription factor activity, RNA polymerase II-specific; protein dimerization activity; RNA polymerase II transcription regulatory region sequence-specific DNA binding. The transcript is spliced from 8 exons.